AAUCCAGUAUGGCGCCAGCUAAUGUUACGUCGCAGCCAGCGCCAGCCGCUGUGCUGUGUGCUUGCGUGCUGUCGGAGUGUGGACAGCCUCAAGUCUGUGGCCGUGCCGUGGCCGGAGUUUCGAGUGCUGAAAGCGUUAGUCUUGAAGUGAAGUGAAGUGAUCCGAGCUCGGGAUUUCGCCGAAAAUGUUUUCGUGUUCAGAAAUUUCGUCACUAAACGUCAGUCUCCGGUUGACUACGACUGUUAUUAAAUAACGAUAGACUUGGUGGGACUUGCCGAGCCCAGGAUCCCAUAUUAUUUUAUAUAUUUUUUUACUUAUAUUGGUUUUAGUCGGCCUGUGCGCCAAAAUACUUGCUUGUAGUAGUGUGGCUUUUGGUUGUACAAUCUAUUUUUUACGUGUGUCGUGUGAGUGCUACAUUUAUCCACUGAAAAUGGUGAAGGAGAAGCCGAAUUCGACGAGGAUAUACGACGAGGACGGCUUCAGGCGACGGGCCGCUUGCAUCUGCGUGCGAGGUGAUGAGUCUGAGGUGCUGCUGGUGUCGUCGUCGCGGCGCCCCGACCACUGGAUCGUCCCCGGCGGUGGCGUGGAGCCCGAGGAGGAGGCGAGCGUCACCGCCAUCAGGGAGGUGAUGGAGGAGGCCGGGGUCGUCGGCAAGCUCGGGCGCUGCCUCGGAGUCUUCGAGGUAAUAAAUUGUGAGCAGAAGCACCGCACUGAAGUUUUCGUUAUGACAGUGACAGAAGAGCUGCCUGAGUGGGAGGAUUCCCGUAACAUUGGUCGCAAGCGAAAAUGGUUUACAAUGGAGGAUGCACUUCAGCAGUUGUCCCUUCACAAACCUGGUCAGCUUACGUACUUGCAAUCUCUUCUAACAUGUCGUAAUGAAAAAGUUACGUGAAGCAUUUUCCUUACUUGCACUAUGGCUCCCAGCUCCCAGGCUGCACAAGAAUGACUCAUAGUUUUAGGAGAGAGAAGACAAUUGCUUUGCUGACAUCAACUACUCAGUGACAGCAAACUUCAUCCAUUAGUGUUGAUUAGAUAUCUUGUGAAAUUUUCGGUAUCCAAAAUUCAUCUUGUCAUUAUUUAACUUGCCAAUAGCCAUUAUCAUUUUUCAGCAGAUAUCUUUUGUUAUCAGUGUAAUUAUAUUAAGCUGGUAUUUUUUACUUUCCUUGUAGUAAAUUUCAAUUUUAGUUGCAAACUUUCUGUAUUUUCAUGAGAGUAGUUUUAAGAUCAAUUUCUUUUUUUGUGAAAAUGAUUUUUGGAAGUGUUUGCUAUGUCAUUCUUUGGUGUCAAAUUCGGCGUUUGCUACCAGCUUCAAAAGUAAUUUGUAUGUACCCAUAGGGUUUUUUUUUUCUUUUUUUGUUAUAUUUGUCAUCUGCCAAUUGGCUUUGACUGCUUGUACCACUGUUCUAGGAACACAUGUAUCAAUAUACUCUACAUACGUGUUGAUGUUUUUAUAACUUUAUACCUUGAGUUGCCUAUUCAUUGGAAUUGACAAUUAUGUUAGCAGUGUCCCCAUUCAGAUGUUUUGUCUUGUGUAGAACCACCCAUAUUCUUCUGUGUGCAUGCAUUGUAACUGUGAGAGCUGUCGGGUAGUUUGUGCAAGAGGGAAGAAAUGUUACAAAAUAAAUCUUCUCCUAUGUUAAUGUGACUGAGCUGUUGUCAAAAGUGGAUCAUCUGGACAGACCAAAGCAGCCCAAAAAUCAAUAAUAAAUAAGGCAUACAUAAUGCAAGUGAAGCAAAUUGAUAACUGGACAUCUUGUAUGCUCUUCAUACCAUAUGAUACCAUUUGACAUUCUACAGCAUUGUUUUUAUCUGAAGUAAUUCGAAUGCUGCACGAAUUGUAUAAGACUGUGAUCAACUGUGUUUGUUUAUUUCCUUUCCUGUUCUGGUGCAUUGUUCUGAUCAUAUGUGCAACCAUUGAUUGGUUUUGUAUGUAGAUAGGAUAGAUAACUUUAUUUACUUUACAUGUGAAGGAUACUCUUAUAAACCAUACAUAUGUAUAAUUAUUUGGUUUAAAUUAAAAUAGUUAUGUAAGGAAUGCACAGAGGAAUUUUUCUUAGUCAGGUCUUGCUGUAAUCAUUUAAUAAUUUCUAUGGAGAAAUUGUACUUACUCUCGUAUGUCCUUUUAUGAGUGUAACUUGUUUGGUUUCCAUGUAUUAAUGAAAUCCGAUACAUAACUGGAUGAUUAAGAGCACACAUCGGUGUCAGUUGUGCGAUAGCAGUUUGCCAUCUAAUAAACCUAUCGUUUUUCAUUUCCGCUCAUCAAUAUUUGUAGGUCGCAAUGCCACUCUUACUGUUGCUUGCUAGUCAAUUACUACCAUACCUUUUGACAAAGUAGCUUUGGUUUAACAUAGCUAAUACACAUUGCAACUGUUUUCAAAUCCCCUGUAAUUUAGUGUCUAUUUGUGUUUCACUAUUUAUGUACUAAUGCUUACUUGUCUCGACAUAAAUUGUUCAUUCUGUUUUCAUUUUUUUUGUUUUUGUUGCUUUUUUUCUUGUUAAGAUCAAGCAAAAAAUUUUCAUGAAAUUAGAGCAAAGCAUUCGGCUGGUUUGUUCAGUUGUACUCUCCAUCCAGCUAUUGAUUAGAGUUUUCUAAUUGUAGAAGAUGGGGAACAGACAAUCCAGCCCAUAGGUUUGAUUUUCAAGAGAGUAAAUUUUAUUCUUUUUUUUAGUUUGGAGUUCUAAUGUAGUAUCACAAGUAAGAUUUGUAGCAAAUAAUAAUUACCGGUAAUUUUGAAUGAAGUCUUUCUGUGCUUGGUCAUAAAAAUUUCUUAUGUUGUGAUACUGCAAAGUAGUCCGAGCUGUGAUAAUCAGAGGAGCUAUGCUUUUUCCUGAGAGCUGAUUUCUUUAGUGAUGCACCAAAAAGUGAUACAAUGUAUUCAAUAUUUAUUUUUUUGCUGGAUAUUCUAUAUGUAUCACAUAUACGUAUUUACAUUGGAGUGACAUUUCAUUAUUCUAAAUCUGUUUUAUCUUCUGUUUUUCCACUUGCUGAUUUGCUUUGACAAUUUUAUGCCUAUUUUUUGACUACAUGUAGUGUUUUCUAAAAUGUGAAUGUAGUUUUGUUUUGUUUUUGGAUGAGUAUGAUUGCCUGCUGACCAGUGUCGUGCUGUAUAAUACGUGGAAAUUGGAUGGUGCCAUAAAUUAUUGUACUGCUUCAUCCAGUUUGCAUGUUUAACGUGAACUUUGGGAAUGCCCCUAAAGAACAUUCAUUGUAUUCUCAAACCUAAUCAUAUGGAGAUACAUGGUUGAAGUCAAUAAAUAUUUGAGAGAGGUGGAGUAAA
Thrips palmi is the source of this 3278-nucleotide messenger RNA. It is a transcript of the gene Aps, whose product is annotated as diphosphoinositol polyphosphate phosphohydrolase 2. The transcript has 4 exons. Gene Ontology annotation, cellular component: cytoplasm; nucleus. Lineage: Eukaryota; Metazoa; Arthropoda; Insecta; Thysanoptera; Thripidae. Gene Ontology annotation, molecular function: diphosphoinositol-polyphosphate diphosphatase activity; bis(5'-adenosyl)-hexaphosphatase activity; bis(5'-adenosyl)-pentaphosphatase activity. The coding region runs from base 431 to 892 and encodes 153 amino acids. Gene Ontology annotation, biological process: diadenosine pentaphosphate catabolic process; adenosine 5'-(hexahydrogen pentaphosphate) catabolic process; diadenosine hexaphosphate catabolic process. The record is from RefSeq and is a predicted model, not a curated record.